Cynara cardunculus var. scolymus (artichoke) is the source of this 1235-nucleotide messenger RNA. Its product is annotated as ATP-dependent Clp protease proteolytic subunit 3, chloroplastic. NCBI's taxonomy places the organism in Eukaryota, Viridiplantae, Streptophyta, Magnoliopsida, Asterales, Asteraceae. The coding region runs from base 93 to 1070 and encodes 325 amino acids. The transcript has 5 exons. Gene Ontology annotation, cellular component: endopeptidase Clp complex. The record is from RefSeq and is a predicted model, not a curated record. Gene Ontology annotation, molecular function: serine-type endopeptidase activity; ATP-dependent peptidase activity; ATPase binding. Gene Ontology annotation, biological process: protein quality control for misfolded or incompletely synthesized proteins.
AACAAAUAGUAGCAAAUAAAACACACCACGCAACGCAAGUCGCAGAGAACCAACACACCACGCAACGCAGGUCGCAGAGGAGGUAGGGAGAUAUGGAGGGUUGUGUAACAUCGGCGUUUACAUCAACACCAGCAGUAGUAUACCCACAAACCUUCUUCCUCCAAAACCCUAACACCCAUUUAUUAUCACACAACACCUGUAAUAAUAGCAGAAGGAGUAAAACCAGACCUUCAUUAUCCGUUAAAGCUUCUUCUUCAUUCAAAACUCACACUUUGUCGAGUAAUUGGGAUGUACCCACAUCCAAUUAUUCUGCUUCAGCUCCAUCUUGGAUGCCUAGAUUCGAAGAACUCGAUACCACCAACAUGCUUCUUCGUCAACGCAUCGUUUUCUUGGGAUCCCAGGUGGACGAUAUGUCAGCUGAUUUCAUAAUCAGCCAAUUGUUAUUUCUCGAUGCAGAAGAUGACAAGAAAGAUAUAAAACUGUUCAUCAAUUCACCUGGUGGUUCUGUUACUGCUGGAAUGGGGAUAUACGAUGCCAUGAAGCUAUGCAAGGCUGAUAUUUCCACCAUUUGUGUUGGUCUCGCUGCAUCCAUGGGUGCGUUUCUUCUAGCUUGUGGUUCCAAAGGGAAGAGAUUCUGUAUGCCUAAUGCUAAGGUCAUGAUCCAUCAACCACUUGGAAAGGCCGGAGGAAAUGCAACAGAUAUGAGCAUAAGAAUAAGAGAAAUGGUGUACCACAAGGUUAAGGUGAACAAAAUAAUAUCGAAAGUCUCGGGAACUCCUUACGAGAAGGUUGAAGCCGAUACCGAUCGCGAUUAUUUUAUGAACGCAUGGGAGGCAAAGGCGUACGGAUUGGUUGAUGAGGUGAUUGAUGACGGUAAGCCCGGUUUAGUUGCGCCGAUUGCAGAUAAGACACCGCCGCCCAGGACCCGUGUGUGGGAUUUGUGGAAAGUGGAGGGGAGCCGUAAGGCGAUGAAGAAUAUGCCGUCGGAGGACAAGAUGUUGCAGAAUGGACACAUUGGUGGUGAAGAAGAUGAAGAUGAAGAGAAAAAAGAAGAACCUGCUUCUGCCUGAGAAUCAUGGUUACAUUGAAGGUUUUUAUAUAAUGGUGCAAAUGUAACACUAGAUGGUUUUUGAUUCAAGUUAUGAUUCUAUUUGAUUAACCUUUUUUAUUUUGUAGCUGUUACAACUCGUUUUACAUGGAUAUAAAAUGGGAUAUGUGAGCUUCUUAUAAGAUUC